AUGGAGAGAAGGUUCGGCGCCGAUGGCUGGGAAGAGGAAGCGCCGCGGCGGGUCAACGGGUUCCGCCGCUCGCUGACCAUGCCGGAGCUCGAACAGGCAGCGGAGGCCAUUGGCGGGCAGCGCAAGAAGUGGGCGGCGGAGGGCCUCCGCCACCACCGCAGCGACGAGAGCGACUACCGCCGCCGCGACGGCGGCGACGGCGGCAGCGGCGGAAGCAGGUACACGAGCCUCCGGGACCUGAUGAUGCCCCCGUCGUCACCGUCUCCGACGGCGGUGCCGCCGCCUUACUUCCCAAUUCGGAAUCGCCUGGUCAAGCACGCGGCCCACGCUUAUCUCCAGCCGAUGGCUGCUUCCCCAAAGCCCUCCGACGGCGAGGGCUGCUUCUCUUGGCUCUGCGACGGUUUCUCGGGCGGCUGGCUGAUUCCGGCGAUCCGCCGCUGGUUCAGUCGCCGGAAAACCCCCGCCGGCGACCAGUGCUGA
Molecule: messenger RNA, 480 nt
Organism: Spirodela intermedia
Lineage: Eukaryota; Viridiplantae; Streptophyta; Magnoliopsida; Alismatales; Araceae
Source: the annotation of a GenBank genome assembly